AAUUUAUUAAGGUCUGAAUUACGAAAUGCUUGCUCUGAAAACAAUAAAGGCACCCAGAUCAGAAAGAGAAAGAAUGUGAGGGUUUCUAAAAUAAACAAAUGAAUUAUGAUUUAGCAAUGAGGGUGAGAAAAUCAGUUGAAUCUUUCAAAAAUAGAAUAAUUUUACUUUGCGUGUUAUCGGAGCUCAUAGCCUAAUUAUCUUAACUUGACUAAAUUCUUAUUUUAAUAUGAGUUAAGAAAUUGUUUUCAAUUUAAACAAAAGCGAUAUUCUGGAUUAAAGAAAUUCAUCAAAGUUGGGAUUAGAAAAGAAUUAGAAUCUUCAGAAAAUAUUUAUCAGGCAUUUUAACUUAGUUUAGGAUCAAUCAAAUUGCUGUGAGUAUAAGUAUGCAGUGCUUCUUACUUACUUACGCGUAAUAAAACAAGGGAUGAAAGAAUUUAGACAUGAAUUUUAUACAAUUAUUUUUCAAUAAAAUAUUUCAGCUUCUCAAAAUAGAAUUUGA
Messenger RNA from Paramecium octaurelia, 499 nucleotides. Lineage: Eukaryota; Ciliophora; Oligohymenophorea; Peniculida; Parameciidae. The record is from the annotation of a GenBank genome assembly.